Messenger RNA from Lepisosteus oculatus (spotted gar), 690 nucleotides. The record is from RefSeq and is a predicted model, not a curated record. Lineage: Eukaryota; Metazoa; Chordata; Actinopteri; Semionotiformes; Lepisosteidae.
AUGGGGUAUAAUUUCAACAACCAAAUCUCCCAUUUUUCUGUUAGGACCUUGUCCCUCAGCUUCCAAGGCUGCAGUAUAGCUCAACUCGUGGGUUUCUCCGCUGUUGCAGAUCGGCUGGUGCAGGUGGAUGCUGGUGGAGACGUGUUUGUGGCAGGGGUUAAUGCAGCACACUCCAUCUACUGCCUGAAUGGCAGGCCUGGGCUACCCCACGCAGGCCAGUCUACAGCCCCUUGGCUCCAAGUCCCAGGCCGGCUCAAGUACUACUCCUGCGGACCUUUUGGUUGCUGGGGAGUGAACAGUGCAGGAAGAAUCCAAGUCAAGCUGGGUAUAAGGGAGCAAAACUGCAAGGGCUCUGACAGGUGGUACCCCAUUCAGGGCUCCCUGUCCAUGGUGGAGGUGGGCACAGACGGCAGUGUGUACGGGGUGAACAGGAAUGGAGUGGUCUUUAACAGGGUUGGUGUCAAUGCCUGUAAUCCUUUUGGAAGACAGUGGAAGCCCUUGAAGGGGGUUUGUUUAAGCCAGCAUGUAUCGUAUGACAAUGACGUCCUCUGGGUCGUCUGUAAAAAUGGAAGUAUCCAGACGUGCAAAGUCUAGGGGGCCAUCUCGACUCUUAUCUUCUGGGAAAACGUCCAUGAGCUGAGCCAAAUCGGAGUUCAAUCUGAUGUGUAUUAAUAAACUACUAUUGAGGAA